Impatiens glandulifera is the source of this 981-nucleotide messenger RNA. RefSeq lists its product as uncharacterized. The transcript is spliced from 5 exons. Lineage: Eukaryota; Viridiplantae; Streptophyta; Magnoliopsida; Ericales; Balsaminaceae. The record is from RefSeq and is a predicted model, not a curated record. Bases 4 to 735 code for a protein of 243 amino acids.
UAUAUGCACCAUCACCAUCUCCAUCUCAUAUCUCCAUUCAUCUUAACCAUGGCGAAAACCUUAUCUGCUACAAGUAUCUUACUUGUCUUUGCCUUGAGCACUUUCUGGCUCUCCAAUGCCGAAAAAGUUGUACUAUCCAAAGCUCCACACACCAAGAAUGAAGUGAUUAUUAUGGCGGAAGCAACAACAAUGGAAAGAGUUAAUGAUACACAUUUGAACAAAGUUUGUCAUUUAUGCGAAGAUGUGACAGACGAGAUACUUAAAGUCCUUCGAUCAAAGAAAAUGCAAAAGGGGAUCAUGAAUAUCCUCCAUGGAACAUGCUCUCUACUCUUUAACUUAAAGCCAAAGUGUAUGGCGACAGUAAAUUCAUAUGGCCUUGUCUUUUUUACAAUGGUACAAAUAGUACAACCUAGAACGAUUUGCAACUCGGUUCAUCUUUGCUCACCAAACCCUGCUAAUUCCACGACGUUUUUCAUGUCCGAGGAUAAAUGUGAUGUUUGUCACUAUGUUGUCGGAAAAGCCCUAACUGAAUUGAAGUAUCCUAAUAAGCAGUUAGAGAUCAUGAUGGAAUCAGUUUUGAAGAACUCUAUAACAAUGAAGAGCAUCGAGGAGAAGCAGAUUCUAAAUUCGGAAUUUGCGCCCAUGAUCUUGGACAACACUAAACACUUUCUUGAAGCAAUGGAUCUUUGUGCUAUGACGCGAGCUUGUGAUUCACGUUAUUCUUCCGAUGAAUGAAGAACUAUUCAGUAUUUUUGUAUCUUAAGAAAUGGAAAACAUUUCAAACCAUUGAAAUUGUUGUAUGUGAACUACCUUGGCAAGAGGACAAUAAUAAUACCAAGAUCAAUAAUUUUGUCCCUUGUAAAACAGAGUGUCUGUGUGUGCAUGUGUUGUCAAUGUUUCUCCAAUGAAUAUUAUACAUUAAGAAACUUUGUUGUUUUAUUCUGUUUGUAUAUGAUUAUUAAGGUGUGAAUGAUUUUUACA